GGGGAAAACUUUUUUUACAGAGCGUGCAACCCGAGCAAUUCAUAACCGGUUCGUGUUGCAAGUGAUCAUGACUCUUUGAUGAGGGUUGAACCCCCCAAAAAAGUAAAUGAGGAAGUCUCUCAGAUGAACUUCCUUUCACACAGUGAAAAAAACAUUGCGUACCCGAGCGCGCAGCUGCGCUACAUGGAAUAUGAGACGCACAAGGUGCGAUAAGGAUGGCGAGAGCCAGGUGAAGGUCUUGUUUGAUUCACGUUCUCGCUCGUCAGCUGAGAUUAUGAACCAUGGAUUAGCUUUAACCCACGAAUAAUGUAACGUCUGUGAGAUAAAAAUAGAGGACUCGUCAAGCACCUGGAAACAAGGUGUGCACAUCUGGACAAUACAGGUGUGAGCAGAGUACGUGACGUCAUCCACACCAUGGGCCACAAUAUGACGACCCUUAUUACUCCCAUACUACCAGAAGUGACGACCACUCCCUCAGUGGCCUAACCCACCACCACCGCCAUGUUGAACAUGACCACGGCAGCACCACUCCUGGCUGCCGCCCUCACCACCCUCCUCACGCCCAUGACGACCUCAGAGCCGCCUAGUGCCACCAGCAGCAGCGCCACCGUCGCCACCACCUCCCUCGAUGUCUACGCCUCCUCACUCCCUUACAACAGCACUGAUCUUGUGGAAAUCGAACUUGAAGACGUGAGCGGGUAUAAGACGUUCCUGGCGGGUUCCCGGUACGUGGUACAGCGGGUACUGGUGCCGGUGGUGCUGAUCGUAGGUGUGGUGGGUAACGCAGUAACCAUCGUGGUGCUAACAAGGCGACAAAUGCGCUCCUCCACUAACAACUACCUCACUGCACUGGCUAUCUCCGACCUGCUGUACCUGGUGUUUAUAUUCUCGCUAUCCAUCCGGCAUCACCCUGGCAUGAGUCGCCCUCAUCACUGGUUCUACUGGCAUUACUCCCGCUACGCUCUCUGGCUCACUGAUGCUUCCAGCUCUACCUCCAUCUGGCUCACUGUGACCUUCACCAUCGAGCGUUACAUCGCUGUCUGUCACCCCAUCAAAGGAAAGGUGUUCUGCACGGAAAGUCGUGCCAAGCGGGUGAUCGUGGCGGUGUUCAUCUUGUGUUUCACGUUAACAGCGACCACCCCGCACGAAUGGGUCAUCAACGAGGUCACCGAUGCCGUCACGGGUCAACCCAGGCUUGCCAUGGACUACUCUUUCCUGGGCAGCCACUCCACCUACAAGAAGGUGUUUUACUGGUUCACUGCGGUGGUGUUUAUCCUGCUGCCGCUGGUGCUGCUGGCGGUGUUCAACUCCUUCCUGAUCCAUGUGGUGAGACAGAGCAGAACACAGAGACGCACCAUGACAAACCAGAGAGUAGAGAGGGACACUCACUCACAGUCACAGGAAUAUAAGAUCACAGUAAUGCUCAUCGCUGUGGUUCUCCUGGCUCUCUUGUGUCAGCUUCCCGUGGCUAUCCUACUUCUCUACCAGUCCUUCUACGUGUCUAAACCCAACUCGAUCGCCUUCUACAUCGAGCUUGGCUUAGGCAACAUCUUCAACUUGCUGUCGGCCAUCAACGCCGCUUGCAACUUUGUAUUGUACUGUGCCAUGAGCGACAAGUACCGGCGCACCUUCCUGCGCACCUUCUGCUCCCGCUGGUACCGUCAGCCCUCGCCGCUGCACUCCUGGAUGGCUACGGCUUACAGCAAUGUGGAGGAUGGAAGUCCACGCUUCUCCAGGAUGUCCUCCAUGCGCAUGUCUCGCCGCUCUUCACACAGGAGCAGCGGGUCAGGGAGCCCCCGAGGGAGCCCUACCCAUGGUCGUGGGCAGAGCAUGGGCAGGCCUAGGCACUUCCUGACAGUGCCCAGCCCCUCACGCAACCCUUCUCCCACCCUCCUGACGCCCACCAAGGUAGCACUACACCCAGCCCCUGAUGAUGUCUCGCGUCCACUCCUCAGGAAGACAAACUCGGUCAACAGUGGUAACUCGUGUGUGAGUACACCGUCUACAACUGCUAGUCUUCUUAACGGAUCUCCCAACACCCAACUUCCACCUGCAGCACCACCCGGACCUGCCCGACGUCUAGCCCGCAGCCUCUCCAAGAUCCUCACCCGGCGGAACACGUCCAGUAUGCAGAUGGCCGGCACUCAUAUCGUCAUCACCUGCCAACAACCCUCCUUGGACGAGCAGACAGCCCUUUGAACUGUUCAUAGAUGAAGAAACAGCCUCUUUACGAAUUUUUGGUGCUUCUGGUUAGCUUCGACCAAGCAUAAAAACCUGUUAUGCCAACGGUUGCAUGUGUAGAUGCUAAGAAAUACCUGUAUUUGCGCAGUCUUGGAACUGACAAUUGUACAAUGUGUGGAUUUUUGUCGUGCGUUUUAUGUUAAGAUGAUACAUGCCAGUGCACUCUCUCGAAUGUUACGUGUGAACAGUAAGAGCUCAAGCCACAAGUUUGCGCAUUUAUAAAGAAAAAAUUGAUGGAAUGCAGACACUGUUUGAGCACAAUUUAUGAACUGUUUAUAUAUAUGUGUGUGUGUGUGUGUGUGUGUGUAUGUGUGUGUGUGUGUGUGUGUGUGUGUGUGUGUGUGUGUGUGUGUGUGUGUGUGUGUGUGUGUGUGUGUGUGUGUAUGUGUGCAGAAGUCUGGGAACGUAUAUGACAAUAAGAUAUAAAAAAUAGUUCUAUAAAGUUACAAUCUCUCUUCACAGUGAAAGAUGAUUCUACAUUAUGUGUAUAUAGAUGUUGAAUUUGGACCAAGUUAUAUAAUAAUGCACAGCUAAUUUAUAAUAAUAAUUGGCCAUUUUUCGUGUCAAGUAUUGGGUUAAAAAAAUAUGCUGAGACUGAAUCGUCUACCUAUUUUCAUAC
This is a messenger RNA of Cherax quadricarinatus, 2860 nucleotides long. Its product is annotated as FMRFamide receptor. Gene Ontology annotation, molecular function: G protein-coupled receptor activity. Lineage: Eukaryota; Metazoa; Arthropoda; Malacostraca; Decapoda; Parastacidae. Gene Ontology annotation, cellular component: membrane. The record is from RefSeq and is a predicted model, not a curated record. Gene Ontology annotation, biological process: G protein-coupled receptor signaling pathway.